Molecule: messenger RNA, 6899 nt
Organism: Lepus europaeus (European hare)
Lineage: Eukaryota; Metazoa; Chordata; Mammalia; Lagomorpha; Leporidae
Gene: SOCS7
Product: suppressor of cytokine signaling 7
Exons: 10
Coding region: 1-1947 (648 amino acids)
Biological process (GO): intracellular signal transduction; phosphatidylinositol phosphate biosynthetic process
Cellular component (GO): phosphatidylinositol 3-kinase complex
Molecular function (GO): 1-phosphatidylinositol-3-kinase regulator activity
Source: RefSeq, a predicted model, not a curated record
AUGCAGGGGGCCGAGCUCCGGGAUGGCGAGGCGGCGGCGGCGGCCGCUUCCUACCGCGUCCUGAGCCGCCUCCUCGGUUAUGGAGAGGCGGCCCCCGAGCCAGGCCCGCCGCCGCCGCCGCCGCCGCCCCCAGGCCAUGGCCCUCCGCCGCCACCCUUCCUCGCGCGGCCCGGCCCGCGGGGCUCUCGGCCGCCGCAGCUGAUGGUGUUCCGCAACGUGGGUCGGCCGCCUGAGGAGCCGGACGCGGAGGCGGCUCCGGAGCCGAGACCCUCGGAACUGCUGUGCCCCCGGCACCGCUGUGCCCUGGACCCCAAGGCCCUGCCGCCGGGACUGGCGCUCGAGCGGACCUGGGGUCCGGUGGCUGGACUCGAGGCGCAGCUGGCGGCUCUGGGGCUCCGGCAGCCGGCGGCGCCGGGGGUCAAGACAGUCGGUGGGGGUUGCUGCCCGUGCCCGUGCCCGUGCCCCCCGCAGGCGCCCCCUCCACAGCCUCAGCCGCCUGCUGCCACCCCGCAGGCCGGGGAGGACCCCACGGAAACGAGCGACGCGCUGCUGGUCCUGGAGGCCUUGGAAUCGGAGGCCGAGAGCCUGGAGACUAACAGCUGCUCGGAAGAGGAGCUCAGCAGCCCGGGCCGCGGAGGAGGCGGCGGCGGCGGCGGCCGGCUCCUGCUGCAGCCCCCGGGCCCCGAAUUACCCCCGGCACCCUUCCCGCUGCAAGACUUGGUCCCUCCGGGGCGCCUGAGUAGAGGGGAGCAGCAGCAGCACCCUCCUCCGCCCCCGCCGCCGCCCGGGCCCCUCCGGCCGCUGGCGGGCCCUUCUCGGAAGGGCUCCUUCAAAAUCCGCCUCAGUCGUCUCUUUCGCACGAAGAGCUGCGCCGGUGGCUCGGGCGCUGGCGACGGGGCCGGCAAGAGGCAUUCUGGAGAGCUGGCUGCUUCCGCCGCGAGCCUGACGGACAUGGGAGGCUCUGCGGGCCGGGAGCUGGACGCGGGGAGGAAACCCAGGUUGACAAGAACUCAAAGUGCCUUUUCUCCGGUCUCCUUCAGCCCCCUAUUUACAGGUGAAACAGUGUCGCUUGUGGACGUGGACAUUUCUCAGCGGGGCCUGACCUCUCCACACCCUCCAACUCCCCCUCCUCCUCCGAGAAGAAGCCUCAGCCUCCUAGAUGAUAUCAGUGGGACGCUGCCUACAUCUGUCCUUGUGGCUCCGAUGGGGUCUUCCUUGCAGUCUUUCCCCCUUCCUCCGCCUCCUCCACCCCAUGCCCCAGAUGCAUUUCCCCGGGUUGCUCCUAUUCGAGCAGCUGAAUCCCUGCACAGCCAGCCCCCCCAGCACCUCCAGUGUCCCCUCUACCGGCCUGACUCAAGCAGCUUUGCAGCCAGCCUUCGAGAGCUAGAGAAGUGUGGUUGGUAUUGGGGGCCAAUGAACUGGGAAGAUGCUGAGAUGAAACUGAAAGGAAAGCCAGAUGGUUCUUUCUUGGUACGAGACAGUUCUGACCCUCGCUACAUCCUGAGCCUCAGUUUCCGAUCACAGGGUAUCACCCACCACACCAGGAUGGAGCACUACAGAGGAACCUUCAGCCUGUGGUGUCAUCCCAAGUUUGAGGAUCGCUGUCAGUCCGUGGUAGAGUUCAUUAAAAGAGCCAUUAUGCACUCCAAGAAUGGGAAGUUUCUCUAUUUCUUGAGAUCCAGAGUUCCAGGACUGCCACCAACUCCAGUCCAGCUGCUCUAUCCAGUGUCCCGAUUCAGCAACGUCAAAUCCCUCCAGCACCUUUGCAGAUUCCGGAUCCGACAGCUUGUCCGGAUAGAUCACAUCCCGGAUCUCCCACUGCCUAAACCUCUGAUCUCUUAUAUCCGGAAGUUCUACUACUAUGAUCCUCAGGAAGAGGUGUACUUGUCUCUAAAGGAAGCGCAGCUCAUUUCCAAACAGAAACAAGAGGUGGAACCCUCCACGUAGCAAGGGGCCCCCUGCUGGUUACCACUGAGGGCAUGUGGUUGCCAAGCUCUGAUUUUGAAGAACUAGAUGAAGUUACCAUGAAGAGAAUGAGGAAGAGCAAGAUGGAAUAGGAAGGGCUGGGAUUCUCUGCGCAGAGUUGGGUUUCCCUCCACAGUCCUGGGGCUUGGAGCAAGCGCACAGCCAUCACUUGUGAGUGGGAGCUCUGCCGUCACAUCCACCCCUGUGAUGUCCUGGGACUGAAUGAGCUCCUUACAAAACUGGAAGAAGUCUCAACACUGUUUUUUUUUUCCCCCAGAAGUUUUGUUUUUAAUAUUUUUAUUUCUCAGUAUGUGAAACUCACUUUGAAGGCAGUUGGGGGUUUGUGUCCGUUAAAUUGGAGGUGGUGCAAAGGGUGAGCAGGUCCAAAGAAGGGGCGGAAGGAGAGGAUGCAGCCGUUCAGCUGAUGCCAGAGGCAGACUUGAGCCUUCACCAGGGACCUCAAAGAUGGGGGAGGAUCCAGAGGAGUUCAAAGCAGGAUGGGAAGUUUCUGAAGGAAGGGACUCUGCUCCUCUGCCAUGGGUGGCUUCAGGAGGAGCAGGAGAGAAGGGAGGGUCUUGAAGAAAAAAGGUUAUUGGGCAAAACUGACAAAUGGCCUUUGCUGGGGGAAGUGGCGACUCCUCGUGUCCUUUCCUUCCAAGGUUUAGGAACCUGACUUCAAAGUCCCCUCUUGUGGCCGCUGUGUUAGUUGUGUUUACUUCAUUCCGUAAGCUCUGUUAACCCUGUUGUCCCUUCAUCUUCAGCCUGUACCUCAUGGUAACGUCAGUCCUGUUGCCACUGCCGUGAGGCGCUGUUUCUCAUCGCCUGAGCGGUGCAGAGCUCCAGUUGUGGGCUGCCGAGGUUGGUGCUGCGUGCAUCCAGAUUCCCAGUGGCAACGAGCACCCACAGCUUGAGAGUCAGUGUCACCUCUCUCUCCACCACGAGCGGGCAUGUGGAGGAAGGAGAGAAGCAAAGCUGUUGUCGUUGAGCUCAUCCUAGAGAAGUCUCGGUGGGGUCUCAGCUUCACGGACUAGUGCAGUGCAGCGGAAGAGAGUGCUACAUCUCGUGUUUUAAGCUAGUCGCUGUUGUCCUCUGGAAGGAGAGGCAGCAGGGGCUUCUUUUGUCCAUGCUAGCAACCCAGAUGCUUCCUGUGUCAGGUGGACAUGGGGUGGGAGAGCCCAAUUCCAGGGCUUUCCAGCAAUUCUUUGUUCCUACAGCUCCCCUUGCCAGAUCAUGCAGUGUUAGGAGUUCACUGCUCUGGGGAGAGCUUGGCUGCUGAGAUCUCUUGGGGUCCCUCUGUUCACCCCUGCCCUAUCUCAUGAGGUGGAUACUAUUGUUAGGUUUGUGGUUUCCCGAUGGCUUCAGGCUUGGAGGCCCCAGUGUCUUGGUCCUUUAUAGAACUGCCUCACCUGAAGGCAGUGGCCUCUGCCUGCUGUCCUGAGCGGAAUGGUUGGUCUCCAUCCUUCAGCUGAGUGGGGAGGAUCCUGUGUCAUUACCAGGCUGUAAGGUGUGGCCGCCUGCUUUGUGGUGUGUACCUUUUUUCUCCUUGGCUUCUGGGACAGUUUCACUAGCUAGCUAAGACUGUGAUUCCACAGGUUGGCUUAACCCCCACAAAUCCUGCCUCUGAGAGUACAGAGCAGAGCCUAAAGCCUAAAGUCCAUUGAAAUCCUCAAGUGGCUGAUAUGCAACAGCCUGGAAUUUCAGUGAUCCGUAAAGUUAAAAUUGUGUUUUAGUGUGUGCUUACCUAGCUAUGGGCCAGAUACUGUAGAAAAUGUGAGGCAGAAGACACGGUCCUGGCCUAAGGGAGCUUUUCAGUAACUGCCACACAUGAAGCAGUUGGAGGACCACUCACUGUGGUGAGAAUCAAGGACCUCUCUUCAAAGAUGUUGAGGGUGGGUGAGGUCGGGGUAGACCAGAUGGUCCAAGAAAGCUCUCAGUUGAUGAGGGCAGGACAAUGAGAUGAGAGAGACACAAAGUCUGCAUGGGAUGGAUUGCACAGCACACAGCCCCGUUAGAGCAAUAGCACUAAAGAAUCCUUUCUUGGGGCAGUGGUCUAGACUGAAACUUCCCAGUUGUCAGGCAGGUCUGCAAGCAAAGGGUAUGUGGUAGUGAGGUGGAGCCUGAAGCCCGGCUCCCGCUCAUCACCAAAGAUGUCACUUUUGUGAGCUCAGCUGUGCGGGGAGGCGGAGCUCUGCAUCUUGAGGUACUGGGUUCCCACUGUGCAGCUCGUACACCCAGUCAAAACCAAACCAGCUGAGAAGAUGUGAGCCGGGCUCAGCACCUGCCUUCUCACUCCUCUGGGGGCAGAAGUAUUAUCUGUGUCCAUGGCCCAGACUAGCCAGACUGUUCCAUGUGCGCUGCAAAACAGGCUCGUGUGAAAGGAAGCAGGCUGCGUGGGAUGUGGCCGUGGGCAGCCUCGUGUGGAACAAGUCAGACCAGGCUGAAGGAAGGGCAGCUGUCAGGUGCAGUGGGCAGAGGGUCAGCAGAGCACGAGGAGGAGGCAGGCGCGGGGCCAGUGGCAGCACACGGCCUUCUCCCCUCUUCCGCAGUGCUGUGAGCGGCAGCUCAAGUGCAGUCUACAGAGGAGCGCACGCCUUUCUGCUUGCUGACUGGAAAGUCACAGCCUAGACGAGGCCUUCCCUUCCCGGGGCCUGUGGGUGAUGGUGUCGGCACCCUUGGCCUUGGCCUGUGGUGUAUAACCCUCGUGUGUUCAUAACCUUCCUCAGGGCAGGUGUGAACCAGUGUGAGCCAGUGACACUGCUGCUACAAGAUGCUCUUCCUGCAAGUGCUGGGGCUGUGCUGGAGGCACAGGAGGGCGGGGACUUUGGUGAAGGGAACUGGAUAAGUGGGCACAGCUGGCUCUUAGGAAUGGGCCGUGACCGUCAGCCUGGUUGCCUGCCUGUGCCUAGAUAAAGUGAAUGUAACACUCCGAAACGGGAGCUGUGGAUGGCUACGGCAGCCUCCUGAGAAGACAGACUCGGCAGGAAGCCUGGCUCCACGGCUCCCACUCCUUCUUUCCUCCUUCUCACUUGGGCACCUUGUUGAGGUUGGGUAUGAUGUGCAGUUUGCUGUAUGUGUCCCUGCAGGGCUCAUCCUGGAAGAACUGGGGACCUAGGGGAUGAUGGUCAGAGUUCCCAGAGCCAGAUGUGAGAGAUUGGACAGGGCUAAGGUGCCCUGGGGUGCCAGCCUUUUCUGCCCUCACGCUGGGCUCCCAGAAGAACAUACCUGACUGAAGUCCUCUUAUCCCAGCAGGCUGUGGGUCAGGGAGACUCCGUAGGGUUAGAUCCUUCCCUUCCCUGCUGCCUCUCCCGUAGCUUUUGCACCCUGACGUUAGAGGACCAGGCACUGGGGAAUAGCUCUGAGGCUGCUGGGCGGAGGUCUGAACGUGGGUGUGGGUGUCUCUGUGUCUGUAGGUGUGUGUGUGGCUUGUGUCUUCAUUUGCAGAAGUCUUGCCACCAGUUGGAGUGUUGAGAGCAUCUCCACUGGGGGGAGACCUGGCGUUUGUUUUCUACUUUUUAAGAGAAUGCCACGCCCCCUGUGCGUAAGGGUGGAGCUUUUGAGUUAGACAUUUUCCCUAUGGGAAUCCUCUUGGUUUGCUUUGUGGAGGGGGGAUGGGUAAGUGAUUUUAUCUGACCGUCGACAGCUGUUCUCACACUGAAUUUGUGCUAUUGCAUACAUGUAGCCAUCUUUCCUUUCACUGCAGCAGUGUUUAUCAGUAGUUCAGAAUGAUUUAUUUGCUCCUGGGGAGUAAAAACUUUUUUUAUUAAAAAACAAAAAGAAAAAAAAAAGUGUGCCCCCCUCCCCCAACUAUGACAGCUAUAGGGUUAUUAGACCACAAAGUUCAAGGCUGCAGGUCCCCAUGAAAUACCCUGUUUUCACUGGAGCCUUCAUCACAACACAGAAACAGAGAGCCAAGUCUUGGGAGGAGUGAGACAGGGGCUGGAUUACAGAGACAGGCACUGGGGACUCAGGUACUGCAGUUGAAGAAUAAUGAGUUGUAUUUAAAAUGUGAUUCUCUAAUCUGCCAGAGAAAGACCUUUAUGUGCAGAUUUCAUGUUGUCUUUGUUCUUUUCAUUGCUUCUCAGCCUUCCUGGCAGGUGUCGCCCAGUUUCUUCCUGUCUUCCCCACUCCCCCCCCCCCAUCCUCUCUACCCUUCUUGUGCCCCUUCCUACCCCUGUCUACCUCCCAGGAAGCCAGUCCUGCAUGCUGAGUGUGUGACAUGCCUUCGCUCCCGUUCCAUCUUCAGAAGGUUGAGGAGGGUACCUGGGACCGCUCCCCUCUCCUCCCCGUUCCCCUCUUCCACGGGCCAGGAGGUUAGGGGUGUGCACCAAGCAGUCGGCUGGGGUGGGAAGGCACGAGGGUCUGGUUGCAGCUGGACUGCGAUCGAAGUUGCUCCUGGAGGUGGAGGAAGACUUGGGGUGCCUUCCACCAGGAGCCACACAGCUCUGCACACAGCUGCAUCCUUAGCUCCUGCCGGCUCUGUGGGGGUGGACACCCCACCUCUGGUGUUCCCUUGACAGCGCCCUGCCCCUCACCCUUAGGCCAGAACCUUCUCCUAGGGGCCAGCAGGAUCCAGGCACCGCUCUGCGGGUAGCCAGUUGCUGGAUGCCCGAAUUGGUGCUGCCCGUGGCAUAGCCACUGCUGUACAUUUUUUGAUUGUCUUGAAGAAACUUAAGUGAACAGGAGUGUGCUUAUGGGCUCAGGGUGGUUGUGGAUUCUUCACCAGUGGGGAGCCACACCCCCUGCAGCCACCUCUGUCCUCUUUAGCCGCCCUGCCCUCCAAGCCAAAGCGUGGCCUGGCUCUUGUCUUCCCAUUUAGUUUUCCUCCUCCACUACCUUUUUGUGCUUAAUUUAUUAAAAUAGUUGCUGUAUAAUUUAUUUUCAUAAACUAUAAAAAAUUACUAAAUGGUUAAAAUAGACUUGCAGGCCAAUCUUAA